This is a messenger RNA of Marasmius oreades (fairy-ring Marasmius), 1749 nucleotides long. RefSeq lists its product as uncharacterized. Gene Ontology annotation, cellular component: heterotrimeric G-protein complex. The coding region runs from base 85 to 1500 and encodes 471 amino acids. The transcript is spliced from 15 exons. Gene Ontology annotation, biological process: adenylate cyclase-activating G protein-coupled receptor signaling pathway. NCBI's taxonomy places the organism in Eukaryota, Fungi, Basidiomycota, Agaricomycetes, Agaricales, Marasmiaceae. Gene Ontology annotation, molecular function: GTPase activity; G protein-coupled receptor binding; G-protein beta/gamma-subunit complex binding. The record is from RefSeq and is a predicted model, not a curated record.
UGCCAACGGCUUUCAUUUUAAUGCAGUGAUGAGGCAUCCUGAACUGAUACAGCCCAUUACGCCUUUCCCUCACUCCACCAUCUCAUGUCUUCGAGUCCAGUCGCAGGUCCAUUAGUUUCAUCUCCCCACUUGCAUGGCCUUACACGUUCAGCUUCCGCACCUCCUGCAUCGGAGCUCGAACCGUCAGGUAUAUUGCUGUCGCAGAAUGACAAAAGGUUCUACAACGAGGAGGCUCAGAGGAUAAAUGACAGGAUAGAAGAAGAACUGAGGAAAGAAUCCCAGAGAUUGAAGGAAGCGCAGCGGAAAGAGAUAAAAGUCAUGCUCUUAGGUCAGGCAGAAUCAGGCAAAUCAACGCUACAAAAGCAGUUCCAGUUAUAUUACGCUUCCAAAACCCUCGAUUCCGAAAAACCUUCAUGGAGGCCCGUUGUUCAUUUCAACGUGAUCAAGGCUGUGAAGACAAUUCUCGAAGAUCUAGAAUACGAAUUCUCCCGACCUCCCGGAGGUUCAUCCAUUUCUGAAGGAGAAGAAGUGGAGCCCUAUCACGCGUCGGAGAAGGAGAAGGAGGAAAUCUUCGAGCUACGGUCGCGACUAUUAACAUUCGCCUCUCUCCAGGACAACCUUGCAAGCGAACUGUCGGGCGGGGUAUCGAUAUCAGGCGGACGUACGGGCGUUUUUGUUCGGUCUGGUUGGCAAGGCCUUCUCUCCAGCCGAAAUCGUUCCGUGGAACCUCGGUCUAGCAAGCAACAGAUUGCUAACAUGGCUGCAAAAGCACUCCACGGGGCCCAGAACGAUAUUACUUCGCUGUGGAACCAUUCAGUAGUGAAGGGUAUGCUUAGCCAGCGGAAAAUAAGGCUCGAGGAGUCAGCGCCAUUCUUCCUUGAGAAUAUUUCUCGGAUAUCAGAACCUGACUAUGUUCCUAACACUGAUGACGUGCUGAACGUUCGGCUGCAAACCCUUGGAGUGAUAGAACAUUCGUUUCCCAUCAACUUAGGGGGAAGUGUGUAUGAAUGGAGAUUAUACGACGUCGGAGGAGCACGAGGUCAAAGGCACGCGUGGGUACCGUACUUUGACGAUGCGACUGCGAUUAUAUUUCUAGCACCUAUAUCCGCUUUUGAUCAGUAUCUGGAAGAAGAUGCACGAACGAAUCGCAUUGACGAUUCAUUACGGCUAUUCACCGUGAUAUGCUCGAGCAAACUGUUGAAGAAGGCACAUCUCGUACUGAUGCUUAACAAGACCGAUCUUCUUCGCACGAAGCUGAGACAAGGUGUUACGGUCCAAAAAUACAUCACGAGCUACGGUUCACGACCAAACAAAUACGAGGAUGUUUCGAGUUACUUCCGAGCCCACUUUGUACAGGUUCACAAGAGGAAGGAUACGUCUGGGCGGUCAUUAUACGUUCAUUUCACUUCGAUGCUGGACAUCAAGGCUACUCAAAGUAUAAUUGUGAACGUCGGGGAGGCUAUUAUCCGUCAACAUAUAGCAUUGACUGGGCUGGCAUAACCUGAAUCGAAUAAAUCUUACAACUGUGAACGAUGUUGUUCAUAUUUAUGUAGCAUAGUCAUACAAGUCGCUGUUUCUUAUGAUUUUUUUUUUUUUUUUUUUUUUCACUCUGUAAAGCUUUAUUAUACCUCUUCUGAUGUACACGACGUAUAUAUCAUUGUUGAAGCCUUUUGUGCGCGAUAAUUGCAAACGCGCCGUCUUCAACAAGACCCUCAGUCAUAUUGAGCUUUUACUACUUUUCUGAACCAC